UUUUGAACACUGUCAACUGUUAGCUUAACUCUCCGUAACACAUUGAACGCGGCACGGUCGGAACAAUACCGGUGAUGAAAAUGAGCCACAUUGUUUUUACUGAAACCACAACCAGGCGUCCAGCACUGGGGCAGCUCAUCGUAUGUGUCACUGACAGUGAGGCUUUCCCCAGCGGAGCAUCUCUGUUUCAGUGUCUCAGCAUUGUGGAGCAAAAGCUUGAUCAUAUGCAACAAGAACCCUCUAGGAACCCUCUAAAUGGAGAUGCCAUAUUUCAAGAAUAAUUUUUGGGGAGAGAAGAAUGCAGGUUUCGACAUUCUCUACCACAACAUGAAGCAUGGACAGAUCGCCACCAAAGAGUUGGCUGAGUUUGUGCGUGAGAGGGUGGCCAUCGAGGAGACUUACUCGAAAUCCAUGAGCAAACUGGCCAAGAUUGCUAGCAAUGGAAGCCCUCUCGGCACGUUCGCCCCUAUGUGGGACGUGUUUCGCGUGUCCUCGGACAAACUGGCCCUCUGCCACCUGGAGCUCAUGAGGAAGAUGAAUGACCUUAUCCGUGACAUCAACAAGUACAGCGAGGAGCAGGUCAAAAUUCACCGCAAGACGAAAGAGGAAGUGAUCGGGACUUUGGAGUCAGUGCAGUCUCUUCAGGUGCAGAACACCCACCUGCAGAAGGCCAGAGAACGCUAUCACAGCAAGUGUGUAGAGCUGGAGAGACUGCACAAAGAAGGAAUGCCUCAGAAAGAGCUGGAAAAGGCUGAGCUGAAAUCUAAGAAGGCAGCUGGGUCUUUUGCAGGGUCUAUUGAGAAGUUUAACCGUACUGGAAGAGACUUUGAACAGAAAAUGAGUGAAUCAGCACAGAAAUUUCAGGACAUUGAGGAGGCUCAUUUACGUCAGAUGAAACUACUGAUCAAAGCGUAUUCACACUCCAUUGAAGACACACACGUACAGGUUGGGCAGGUCCAUGAGGAAUUUAAGCAGAACGUGGAGAACAUUGGCAUUGAGAACCUCAUUCAGAAGUUUACAGACCAGAAGGGAACAGGGAAGGAGAGACCGGGUCCAGUAGGGUUCGAGGAAUAUCUGUCCCCACUAGUGUCUGAGAACAGUAAAAAGAGUCGUGCUAAAGCCUUCAGGAUCCCUGGACUGGGAAAGAAAGACAAGGAACCGGAUUCAACAGAUUCAGCUGUGGCAGAUGCGCUUAACUCACCCCUCAAAGUGGACAACGAGGGCUUUGUGAUACGUGCAGAUGUCAACCAGAAUGGUUGUGCUGCUGAGGAGAAGGAGGGAAAUUUUUACUCCAGCGACUCGGAUUUCGAUGAUGAUGAACCCAAGAAGUUUCACAUCCAGAUCCGACCGGUUGCCAGCAGUAACCGUAGCAACUCAGCAGCCAAUGAACUGGAGUUGAAGGCCACAGUGGGGGCGUUGACCCUGCCUCCUAACAGAGCGGUGUCAGUAAAGAAGCAGCUCUCACGAAACUCCAGUUCAGCAGGUCGAUCUGAAGGAGAAGGGGAAAGUGUUCCCCAGAAAGAUGGAGAACAGGAGGGUCUGCGCAGAUCCACAUCCAGCCCAGAUCACAGCAGGCUGAGUUCCACAGCAUCCGGUUCGGACGCUCUGUUUGGACCUCCUCUGGAGUCGGCCUUUAAAUCCCACAGCUUUGCUGGCAGAGAACAGCUCCAGAAGGCCUUUGCUGCAUCUGAAUAUGCAGCCUUCUCUUCUGAUUCAUCCUCUCCUGAGAAUGUGGAGGAUUCCGGACUGGAUUCGCCAUCCCAUCAGCCCCUUGGGGCUUCCCCAGAGCCCACCGGUUGGGCAGCCUGGCCAUCCACUCAGUCUCAAUCUAAAGACUCUGUAAACUUGAACCGAUCCUGUGACCCCUUCCUCACAGCGUUCAGUGAUCCCUCACUUGGUCGAUCUCCUCUUCCACAGGAUGACCCCACAAAAGCCUGGCCUUCCAAUCUACGUUCUCCACGGGCCCCACCCGACGUCGAGCCCACCACCUUCAGCUUCCCGGCCUUCUCCCACAGCCUGCCGUCUUCAGAACUGGAGCCCUCUGUGUGGAGCUGUAAACACAUUCCUCCAGAAGACCCCUUCUUGGAUGCUUUUGAACGCUCUGCCCUCAAAGACAACCUGCCUCCACCUGAUGCCUGGGCCCCGCCUCCCCCUCGGCCCACCAGGGACGGCAGGGGCAUGGAAGGCCGCACUGAUCCCUUUUCUAUCUCUCUGAAUGACACUAAAACCCUCCCUCCCCCAUCCUCCUCCCGCAAAGACCGAGACAGAAAAAGAGAACGUAGCAUCCCACCUCCAGAGUCCCCAGAUGAUCCUUUCGCUAUUACUAUGAUCGGUAGUCCAACGCACCAAUCGUCGCUGGCGGCGCAGACGGCUGCACAAGGCAGAGCCAGUAGUAAUAGACCGACGCCCAGUCCUAACCCCGCCCCCAGUUCUCAGCCGAAGAAAGAGCUGAUGCACUGGAACUCAGUGCAUAACCCUUUUAGUGAAGGCACUACAAAUAACAUUGUCACACAAGAGUCCACCAGAAAACAGAGAUCUUUUCACGACGAGCCUCGCAGGAAUGGACCACCGCUCACACGGCAUUCUGGGCCACAGGAGGACCUCUGCUUCUCUACAGACAAGGACCAGAAUUUCCUGGAUAUUAACACACAUCCAGUUUCCCAGCAUGGUUUCAGGCAGGACAGCACUGAGCGUAUGGCAUUGGCUCCCCCUCGGUCAGUUCGGCCGAAGCGCUCCGCAGGCAGGCUCAGUGGCUGUGAGCGGUCUAGGUCCCUGUGCUCGUCUCCGUUGCCUAAGCCCAGUCCUCCCCUCACCUCUUCAUCCUCCUCCAGCCCCAGCGAAUGGGGGGUGCAGAACCGUGUUCCCAGCCCAGCCCGAGGUUUGUCCCGAGGGCCCAGUCCCAUUUCUCUGAGUACUCAGGAGUCUUGGCCUGUAGCUGCAGCCAUCACGGAGUACAUCAAUGCCUACUUCAAAGGAGGAGAACACAACUGCUGUCUGGUUAAGAUCACCGGUGACCUCACUAUGUCCUUUCCUGCUGGCAUCAUCCGCAUUUUCACCGCCAACCCCAACGCACCAGUAUUAAGCUUCAGAUUGGUGAACAUCUGUCGAGUGGACCACUUCUUACCCAACCAGAAGUUACUCUACAGCGACCCGUCACAGAGUGACCCGGACACCAAGGAUUUCUGGUUCAACAUGCCGGCCUUGACGCUCCACCUGCAGAGAGAGGCAGAGCUGAACCCACAGGCCUCCUAUUACAAUGUGGCUCUGCUAAAAUACCAGGCGUCCUCUCAGGAUCCGGGUCGUGCGCCCCUCCUGUUGUCCGCCGAGUGUCAGCGCAGUGGAACAGUGACCCGUGUGUCUCUUGAUUACCACUGCUGUCCCGCAACCGGCCCCGCCAGCCAGCUGACCUCUGUACAAGUGCUGCUGCCCCUCGAUCACACGGCCACCGACCUGCAGUGCCAGCCGCCCGCAUCCUGGAACGCAGAGGAAAGACGACUCCUAUGGAAAUUGUCGAACCUCUCUCCGACAAAUCACAGUAAAGGGUCUGGCACGUUGUGCGCCAGUUGGCAGUGCCUGGAGGUGCCCCGCGGUCCUCCCCCGAGCCUGGCUGUGCAAUUUGUGGGAUCGGGAGCUUCUCUUGCAGGCCUGGACGUGAAGCUGGUGGGCAGCUGCUACCGCAUGUCCCUGGUGAAGAAGAGGUUUGCCACAGGUGGGAGCCAGACCUACUAUUUGUCUCUCAUAAGCAGCUCUUUUCAGUUCAGAAUUGUUUAUUCUGUUGGAUAUCUUGUUACCAGGUGGUUGCUAGGAAGUCCUCUAGAUGGUUGCUUUCUGGUCUAA
Messenger RNA from Sinocyclocheilus anshuiensis, 3837 nucleotides. RefSeq names its product F-BAR domain only protein 1-like. The transcript has 27 exons. Gene Ontology annotation, biological process: clathrin coat assembly; clathrin-dependent endocytosis. The record is from RefSeq and is a predicted model, not a curated record. Lineage: Eukaryota; Metazoa; Chordata; Actinopteri; Cypriniformes; Cyprinidae. The coding region runs from base 256 to 3837 and encodes 1193 amino acids. Gene Ontology annotation, cellular component: clathrin-coated vesicle; clathrin-coated pit; cytoplasm.